Molecule: messenger RNA, 1167 nt
Organism: Gossypium raimondii (Peruvian cotton)
Lineage: Eukaryota; Viridiplantae; Streptophyta; Magnoliopsida; Malvales; Malvaceae
Exons: 4
Coding region: 1-1167 (388 amino acids)
Molecular function (GO): protein dimerization activity
Source: RefSeq, a predicted model, not a curated record
AUGGAAAAAGAUCUGAAUUCACUGCAUAACAAUGCACAACGAGCUUAUGUAGAUUUAAUGAAUUAUGCUCAACAUAUUGAAGUAUCACUUCAUAGACAAACUACACAACAAAUUUUGGCUAAUCGUCUACGUCUAAAAACUAGUAUAGAUGUUGUUCGAUGGUUGUCAUUUCAAGGGUGUGCUUUUAAAGGUCAUGAUGAAAGCUCGAGAUCAAAAAAUCGUGGGAACUUUCUUGAAUUGUUAUUACUAUUAGCAUCAUAUGAUGAGAAAGUUGAAGAUAUUUUGAAAAGUGCUCUACAAAAUGCUAGUUAUACUUCUUCAACAAUACAAAAAGAGAUAUUGCAAAUUCAUGCCAAUAGAGUUCGUAAUGUAAUUCGUGAAGAAAUUGGUGACAGAAAGUUCAGCAUUAUUGUGGAUGAAGCGAGAGACGAGUCAAAAAAAGAGCAAAUGACAAUUAUUUUGAGAUUUAUUGAUAAACAAGGACAGGUAAAAGAACGAUUUUUUGAUAUAGUCCAUGUUAAAGAUACUGCAUCAUUGACUUUGAAAAAUGUGAUUUUUAAUGUUCUCUUGCAACAUAGUUUUGACAUACAAAAUAUCCGAGCAUUGGUUGCAGCAGCUAGAGAAGUGGUUGAAGUGCAUCAAUUCUUUAAAGACUUGUCUGAUAUUGUUAAUAGUGCUUCGGCUUCUUCCAAACGACACGAUGAAUUACAAAAAGCCCAAGCAGCUGAAAUAACUCAUAUGAAUGCUCAAUACAUUGUGGGUCGUAGUCGCAACAAGAAGGAAGAUGUUAUAGUGGAGCAUCAUUAUCAAGUGGAUAUAUUUUUUGCUACAAUAGAUACUCAGUUGCAAGAAUUGAAGAGCAGGUUUAACGAAAAUGUUGUCGAGCUUCUCACUCUUACUACAGCUUUAGAUCCCAAGGAGUUUUUCAAAAGCUUAGUUGAAAGUGGAAAGUCAGUCAUGUACCCACUUGUUGACAGAUUGAUUCGUCUUAUAUUGACUCUUCCAGUUUCAACGGCAUCCUCAGAACAUACUUUUUCUGCUAUGAAGAUUGUGAAAACUCGACUUCGUAGCAAGAUGGAAGAUGAUUUUUUAAGAAGUUCUUUGGUUGUGUACAUUGAGAAAGAAAUUGUAGAAAAAUUUGAUAUAAACGAAAUAAUUUUUCUUUAA